Molecule: messenger RNA, 2641 nt
Organism: Centrocercus urophasianus (Greater sage-grouse)
Lineage: Eukaryota; Metazoa; Chordata; Aves; Galliformes; Phasianidae
Product: dual specificity protein phosphatase 13-like
Exons: 3
Coding region: 1727-2350 (207 amino acids)
Biological process (GO): protein dephosphorylation; negative regulation of MAPK cascade
Cellular component (GO): cytoplasm
Molecular function (GO): MAP kinase phosphatase activity; protein tyrosine/serine/threonine phosphatase activity
Source: RefSeq, a predicted model, not a curated record
CACCACUCUCUCUGUAAAGAACUUCCCCCUGGUGUCCAUUGUCUUUGUCUGUGUAAAGGCAGAUACCAUCAAAUAACAUCACAAAAAAAAGCUGUACUUAGGACUGGUGAAUGAGCCUUAAUGGGAAACCAGGAAAAUAUUUCACCACAGCUAACACUGUUAGAAAAGAAGUUCCUAAUAAUGGAUGUGCUUAAACAUGAAUGCAGCCUAUUUAUGUGUGAUAGAACUGUUCAGUAGAAAGAUGGAAGAUCUCAGGUUUGCUGUCCUGGAAUGUUUUCCCCAAACCAGCUGUCUAAUCAUUUACACAAAGUGGCAGAACAUGACUUUGACUCACUGACUACAACUUCAUCCAAGUCUAGAUACUCCUGGUCUAAAGCUACCUGAACUGACAGACUUUGUAGAAGAUCUGUAAUAUGGACGCUUGACUAAUUUUUAGAACAUAAAAAUGUUCUUUGUAAGACAAUUUCUUAAAAGAGAAAAAUACAGAAACUGUAAAAACACAGUUUCUAUUCUCUUCAAAAAUCAUCCCAAGGAGUUAAAAUCUGCAGCAAACACAAGGAACUGCUAUUUCGAAGGAAGAGUACCACAUGGAAAUAGAACAAUUCCAGAGACAGAUUGAUUUCUAAAAAAUAAAAAGAAGAAAAAGAAACAAAAUCUAAGUUUCUCCAUGUAAAUAAAGUAUUAAAGUAGAUCUUUCAAGAUUAGAAAUGGGUGAGUUAUUGGAGAGGGCAGAAAACAGUGGAAUGAAAAUGAAACAACCUAUAAAAAUAAACAUAUACGAAUGCCUAUAUGAAUACCAGCAAGAAUUACUAUAACUUACUCAUACAGACUUUUUCUACCAAGAGCAUUUGUCAUCAAGAAAGCAAGUGUGGCUCACAAUUACCAUUGGAAAUAACCAAAAUACUCAUUACAGAGUUUCCUGCAUUGAAGCAGACAAUUGAGAGUUAGCUAGUGAGCAAGAUCUUGCAUGACCAAUUCCAUUCAAUUCAGUUCAGCUGGUUAAGCAAAUUACAAAAGACAAAUCAGAUAAAGUAUAUAUAAGCAAUUUCUAGUUGCAUGGUUGAAGGAAAAGCACAGCAUAUCAAAUUGGUAACUUUUUCUUUUCCUGCUGAGUAGCUACUCUUACACAAAAUAUUUUCCAUGGCAUUCCCUCUUUCUAUGAAAGGCAGGGGAACUCUCAUGCUGCCAUAUCAACAACUGGGCUGUACUGCUGUGGUAACAACAGCAUCUAGAAUUCCAAAUAGGAACUGGGAAAGUUUAUAUGACUAUGAAAAAAAAACAACAAAAAAAACACCUUAAAAAAUAUAAUCAUGAGGUUUUAGUGAACUGUUUGACUAAAAAAUAAAAAAGGUUGAGUAGUUAGGCCAAAAUAAGCCCACUGAGGUCCUGAGCGUUGCAGUUUGCAAAAGCUUUAGCUUCCAAUUUGCCAUAAUGACAUAAAAUUUUGUUUUAGAAGAAUAUGCUGCAAAGGCAUUGUCUGAACCCCAACAUGGGGGUAUGUGAGCCACUGAACUGUUAUUGUUUAGAUUGCAACAACAUUUGCAAAGUCCAGUUGUGGCCUCUGCUAUGAUAAAUCUAGCAACAUGGAAAAAAGAGGCAAUUUCCAAACCCAAAGAGCCCAUCGUUGCAACCCAGGGCAAAUUGGGUGAAGGGUAAGCGGAGAGGAAGAGAGCACUAACUCAGAAAUGUCUGGCUGGUGGUAACUGUUUGCCUUCCACCUUUCAGGAUGGCCUGGGACUCGCUGUGUGGCAGGGACCUGCUGCGUCCCACAAUAAGAAGAGCCUCAAGCAUCGCACAGGGAGGGCAGAGGGGGGACACCCCAUCCCUGGAGGAGCUGCAGCGCCUGCUGUGGACACGUGCGCGCCCUAUGGGGCAUGUGGAUGAAGUCUGGCCAAACCUUUAUGUGGGAGACCUGUAUGUUGCUCGUGACAAAGCACAGCUGAGCCAAAUGGGCAUUUCCCAUGUUGUGAAUGCUGCUGCUGGGCGCUUCCACCUCAACACUGGGCCCAAGUUCUACAGAGACCUUCCUGUGGAUUACUAUGGAGUAGAAGCAGAGGACAACCCGAACUUUGAUCUCAGCAUUUACUUCUACCCAGUUGCUCGAUACAUAAGAGCUGCACUGAAUACCCCAAGAGGCAAAGUACUGGUCCACUGUGCGAUGGGAAUCAGUCGAUCUGCAACUCUUGUCCUCGCCUUCCUAAUGAUCUGCGAGGACAUGUCUCUUGCCGACGCGAUUCAGGCUGUGCGCUCCCACAGAGGGAUCUGCCCCAACUCCGGCUUCCUGGAGCAGCUGCGAGAGCUGGACCUGAGGCUGAGGAAGGAGAAGCGCGCAGGAGCUGGGAUCUGCUAGCACGGGGCUGGCCAGCAGCAGGAGCACAACCAGCCGCCAGGCUCAAACUGAGGCCAGCGCGUGGACACUGCAGGCACACUGUGGCAGCUGCACUGAGAAACUCUGCUGGGGAGAGCCGAUUGGAGCUUGCAAUGUAUUUUUUGGAUAAGCCCACUAAUUGAAAGAAACUGAAAUAAAGAAGGAUUCAGACCGGCAAUUUCACCCACCUGGGCCUGCUUUUUUAACAACCUGCUGCGCAGGGUACAGGCAGCAGUUGGGUUUUCAAGCCGAAUUAAAAGGCAGCACAGCCAA